UCUGUCACACAGCCUAUAGUGUACCAUGUGUUUCCACAUCACUACAACUUUAAGGAGAAGGACUAGGACAUUCCUACUCUUUUCUGCAGGAAAUCACAUGUAGGUGCUAUCGCUCUCACAUGACAUCCUAAACUAUGGCAGGGGACAUCAAUGAAGGAUCCGUCCCUGCAUACUAUCGUGAAGUGCAUCAAGCCAUCUGCUCCAGAACUGAUGAACGAGUGCCUAUCAGUGUAUUCCUGAGAGUUCUCAGCAGAACAUCUCUUUCCAUCACCGUUCAAAACCAGAUAACCGAACAUGUAAACAAUAGUGAUGGAUUCCUAAGUAAAGUCUCACUGUAUAAAGGCUUGGCUCUCAUUGCCCUUGCUCAACAAGGAAAACCACCAAGUCCCAAACUGCUGGAGAGUGUCAUACAAGAGUUCCCAAAGCCUCAGCUAGGAGAGCCGAAGGAGCUUCAGAGUUUAAAGAUGCAGUCGGUUCAGGAGAGUCCUCUGAUCUUGUCCGUGACUCUGGCAGAGCUGUUGAAGAAGGACACCGUCAAAGUUGACCUCAUUCCUGAGAAGAAGGGACUGUUUCUUAAACAUGUGGAGUAUCAGGUCACCAGUGAGCGUUUUACAGUAUCGGUCUAUCGGCGAUACAGCGAUUUUGACGUCUUCCACGAGCUCCUGCUUCAGAGAUAUGCUUACAGAGCCGUGCCGGCGCUUCCUCCCAAAAGGGCGCUGAAAGGAGUCCUGACCUCCAUGUCAGAGCGAGAGUUCAUUGAAGGGCGGAGACGAGCCCUGGGAAGGUUCCUAAAUCUUGUGGCACGACACCCUGUCUUUUCCGAAGAUGAGCUUGUGAAAACAUUCCUCACCUUCAGUGGCUCGGAUGUCCAACCUAAGCUUAGAGAUGCUUGCAAAAAAUUGGGGGAUGAGUUCAUGACCUGUAAAUAUGCAACGCUGGCCAAGGAUUACCUCCCAGCAGAUAUCCAAAGUCAGUUUUCGUCCAGCAGGGAGCUCAUCAGAAAUAUCCAUAACAGUUUUCAGAAGUUACGAGACCGGGCAGAGAGGAUGGCCGAGCGCUCAAAGGAGAACGCCACAGAUCUGCUGAUGUUUGGGAAGGAGCUCAGUUCUUUGGGAUCAGAUGAGUCACCUGUGCCUGUCCUGGCGUCCUGCAAGAGUCCCUGGGCUGCUCUUAGACACUCUGUCAAAGGGCUCUCUGUUGAGUUCUCACUUCUGUCUGAAAGAGCUGCCCAACAGGGCAGAAGAGAGGAGGAUGAUGUGGUGGAAAAACUAAAUCUGUUUCUGGACUUGCUGCAAUCGUACAGGGACUUGUGUGAAAGGCACGAGAAAGGGGUCUUGCACGAACAUCAGCGAGCGUUGCAGAAGUACAGUGUCAUGAAGAGACAAAUGCUGAGCGCCACCGUGCAGCCUAAAGAACAGGUUUCUGUAGAGCAGCUGGAGUCCCGCAUCGUCCAGCAAGAAAACGCCAUUCAGGUCAUGGAGCUGCGCAACUACUUCUCCCUGUUCUGCCUGCACCAGGAGAGCCAGCUCAUAUUCACAUACCUGCCCAUCACAUCUCUCAUCCUGGGGGCAUUUGUAGACUCACAGGUGCUGGGACAUAAAGAUAUGGGUGAGGUGUGGCAAGAUCUUCAUUCCAAGCUUAAAAGUCUUUUUGGGGACGGUAAUGGGCGGUCUCCGCCUCUCAGCCCAAAAUAACCUCCCUUCUGUGCCUCUCAAGAAGACAAUGAACUCUAGCCUGUUUUGAAUUGCAGGAUCUCUACAGGAGUUACAGACAGUCAAUAUUAUAUAAAAGCACCUUGCAAAGAAUUAUUGGAAAAUGCGUCUGUUCAUGCAGCAGAUCUUAAAAUCUUACUGAGGUGAAGAAGGCCCUCGAUUUCCUACAGUUUGAGCAAAUGGACGGCUAAAAUAAAUGGCUAUGCUGUUGAGAAUCAUUUUA
Molecule: messenger RNA, 1935 nt
Organism: Rhinichthys klamathensis goyatoka
Lineage: Eukaryota; Metazoa; Chordata; Actinopteri; Cypriniformes; Leuciscidae
Gene: snx8a
Product: sorting nexin 8a
Exons: 13
Coding region: 135-1694 (519 amino acids)
Biological process (GO): retrograde transport, endosome to Golgi
Molecular function (GO): phosphatidylinositol binding
Source: RefSeq, a predicted model, not a curated record